AUGGAUGGUUCUAGAGCUGUCCCAUUGAAGGAGAUGCCUCUGGGAAUAGAUGAAAUAUCUGAGGAUGAAUAUGCAUCACAGUCUAGAUUACUUCAAGAGUUCACCAGUAUAUCCAGCAUUGACAAGGCAUGGAUUAAAUCUGACAGUAGAAAUGGCUCCCAGGCAAUGUUUUCAAUCAGUCAACCAAAUCUUGUGGCAAAUAAGAGGAGGAAAUUUAUUCUAUCCUCUAACAUUUCAAGAGAAAUUAGCAACUCGGUAAACUUUCAAUGGGCCCCAUUUCCAGUUGAGAUGACAGGAGUAUCUGUAAUUGUUCCAUCACCGUCAGGUGCAAAGCUUCUUGUAGUUCGGAAUCCUGAAUAUGAAGCUCCCUGUCAAUUUGAAAUUUGGGGUCCAGCUCAAGUUGAAAAAGAAUUUCAUAUUCCACAGUCUGUUCAUGGCUCAGUAUAUGCUGAUGAAUGGUUUCAGGGAAUUUCUUGGAAUUCUGAUGAAACUCUCAUCGCUUAUGUUGCUGAGGAACCAUCUCCGUCCAAGCCAACAUUUACUUGUCAGGGCUACAAGAAAGGUAGUACCACCGAUGAGAAUUUCGCCAACUGGAAAGGUCAAGGAGAAUGGGAGGAGGAAUGGGGGGAAACCUAUGUUGGAAAAGGGCAGCCUGCACUCUUUGUCAUCAACAUUAACAGUGGAGAGACACAAGCUGUUAGAGGAAUUGAAAAGCAUUUGAGUGUUGGCCAGGUUGUGUGGGCACCAGCAGUUAGAGGAUCACAUCAGUUUUUGGUUUUUGUUGGGUGGUCAGCAAAUACCAGGAAGCUUGGCAUUAAGUACUGUUAUAACAGGCCCUGUGCUUUGUAUGCAGUUAAGGCACCACUUUGUGUAUCAGAAGAUGGACAAAAUAUCAUAGAUAAUUCAGUUGAAGAUUUUCCUGUGGUAAACCUGACUCAAAGCACAAGCAGUGCCUACCAUCCACGUUUCAGUCCAGAUGGAAAACUGCUGUUGUUUUUAUCUUCAAGAAGUGCAGUGGAGUCUGGGGCACAUUCUGCAACAGAUUCUCUCCUUAGAAUGGAUUGGCCGAUAGAUGGGGUGCUAUGCUCAUCUGCUAAAAUUUUUGAUGUGAUUCCUGUUGUAAUGUCCGCGGAUGAUGGUUGCUUCCCUGGACUUUACUGUUCAAGUUUCCUUAGUAAUCCAUGGUUUUCUGAUGGAUGCACUGUGGUCAUAUCUUCCUUCUGGGGCAGCUGUCAAGUAGUACUUUCUGUCAAUGUGUUGAGUGGAGAAGUACUACGUAUCAGCCCUACUAAUUCAAACUUUUCAUGGAAUGCUCUUUCAUUGGAUGAGGACAACAUUAUUGCUGUGUCUAGCAGUCUAGUAGAUGUACCACGCAUCAAGUACGGUUAUCUUGUUGAUAGAGAGAGGAAAAGCACUGCAUGGAAUUGGUUAGAUGUACCAAGCCCCACAAACGAAUGCUCGGAGAAGGUGGAAUCUUUGCUCUCAUCUCUUCAGUUCAGUAUAAUGAAGAUUCCAGUUAGGGAUGUUUCUGAUAGCCUAACAAAAGGUGCUAGAAAUCCUUUUGAGGCUAUAUUUGUGUCUUCCAAAACUAACAGAAGUGAUUCAUUUGAUCCAUUAAUUGUAUUCAUACAUGGAGGUCCGCAUACUGUUUCUUCGUCAAGUUUUUCAAAGUCCUUAGCAUUUCUCUCUGCAAUUGGGUUCAACUUGUUACUUGUGAACUAUAGAGGUUCACUAGGAUUUGGUGAGGAAGCACUUCAAUCUCUUCCAGGGAAUAUUGGCUCCCAGGAUGUGAAUGAUAUACUGGUGGCUAUUGAUCAUGUCAUUGACGUGGGCCUCGCUAGUCCAUCCAAAAUGGCCGUUCUUGGUGGUUCUCAUGGUGGCUUUUUAACAACUCACUUGAUUGGUCAGGCACCAGAGAAGUUUUUUGCAGCGGCUACAAGGAAUCCUGCAUGUAACCUGGCAUUGAUGGUUGGUACAACAGACAUCCCUGAUUGGUGCUAUGUGGAGGCCUACGGAACUGAGGGAAAAAACAGAUAUACAGAAGCACCUUCAGCUGAGCAUCUGGCUCUCUUUCACUGCAAAUCUCCAAUUUCACAUAUCUCAAAGGCCAAAACACCCAUCCUUUUUCUCUUGGGUGCCCAAGAUAUCCGCCUUCCAAUUUGUAGCGGAUUGCAAUAUGCUCAGGGAUUAAAGGAAAAAGGAGUUACUGUGAAAGUCAUUGUGUUCCCUAACGACAACCAUCCAAUUGACAGGCCGCAAUCCGACUUUGAGAGCUUUCUAAAUAUUGGUGUGUGGUUCAAGAGGUAUCUGUUCUAAAUGAGCAGGAGUUUGGGAAAUUCUCAAUGUUGCUGUUGUCAUGCAAAUAAGUUGAGAGUAUGUUUAGCCCCAGCUACGCUUGUACCAACCAGACCGACCCAUAUUAGCGAGCAUUACUUGAGAGUACAUUGCUGUCUCGUCACGUGAAUGGUACGAUCUUGAGAUUACCUAAUAAAUGCCGGAUCACUUAUACUUCGGUGUGUAGAUGAAUUUAGUUGAUCUUGUGUACGGUUGCUCUGCCACGUGGAUGAUACAACAGACCAAUGAAAGAUCAAAGAAGUCACAUUCAAGUAU
Fragaria vesca subsp. vesca is the source of this 2610-nucleotide messenger RNA. RefSeq names its product acylamino-acid-releasing enzyme-like. Lineage: Eukaryota; Viridiplantae; Streptophyta; Magnoliopsida; Rosales; Rosaceae. Gene Ontology annotation, biological process: proteolysis. The record is from RefSeq and is a predicted model, not a curated record. The transcript is spliced from 17 exons. Gene Ontology annotation, molecular function: serine-type endopeptidase activity. The coding region runs from base 1 to 2316 and encodes 771 amino acids.